AUGGUUGCUGCUGCCUUAUUGCUUUUUCUGCAUGCCGGCGCACAGGAGACAAGGCAGUUGGCACUGGAUAAGCCACAGGCUAUUGCCGAUCUCAGAACGGUAGCCGGAGCCGCCCUGGUAGAUGCCCAAUGGUUUGUACAACCUGCGCAUAUUACGGAGGCUGAUUUUAAAUCGCCCGGCCGUUCGGCCACCGAUGCUAUGCUGCUUUAUCCAACAGGUGCGGCGGUAAAAACCCAUACGCUGCAUCCGCAAAUAGAUGCGGCUGAUUUCAAUGCAGGUUUUCGCGCUGUUAAACCAACCGAUCUUGAAAUGAGGGAGGGUAUGGGACUUGUUUCUUUUGUAUGGUUUAAAGUGGAGCUUACUAUACCUGCCACCAUUGGUAAAUUGACUACUGAAGGCUCCACGGCUGUAUUUGAAAUGGUAGUGGAUGAUUACAGCGAGAUAUGGGUAAACGGCCGGCAAUCGCACAGCUUUGGGCAAAGUGGUAAUGGCGUGGUGCCGGGGUACAACACACGUAACAGGGUGGUGCUCACCAAUCAUGCAAAGCCGGGUGACCAUUUUUCAAUUGCCGUGCUGGGUAUCAACGGACCACUGGGCAAGAUUCCCGACAAUUAUAUAUGGGUGCGCAAUGCAGUAGUAGAUUUUUAUACAGUACUGCCGGGGAAUACAGCCUGGAAGGAUAUGGGUAAAAUUUAUACCAUAGACACGGUUUUAAAUAGCAUCAUCGCACCCGGCACAAAGGUGGAAAAACUGGCGGAGGGGUUUUCUUUUACCGAGGGCCCGGUAUGGCAUCCCGAUGGUUAUUUGUUGUUCAGCGAUCCCAAUACCAAUACCAUCUACCGUUAUAAUCCUGUUGACCACAAUGUAACCGUAUACAUCAGCCACAGCGGCUAUACAGGCGCAGAUAUUGGAAUGUACGGUCAACCUGGAUCAAACGGUUUGGCUAUUGACAAAGAAGGCCGUUUAAUUGUUGACCAGCACGGCAACCGAAGGGUGGUAAGGCAUGAAAAAAAGGGACCAGUGACCGUGCUGGCAGAUAAUAUUAACGGCAGGCGGUUUAACAGUCCCAACGAUAUUGUAUUAAAAAGCGAUGGCAGUAUUUAUUUUACAGAUCCACCCUACGGUUUGCCUGGAUUUUUUAAUGAUGUUCAUAAAGAGCUGGAUUAUUCAGGUGUAUUCCUGCUUAAGGAUGGCAGGGUACAAUUGGUAAGCAGGGAUUUGGGUGGGCCUAACGGACUGGCAUUUUCGCCCGAUGAAAAAUACCUCUAUGUUACGAACUGGGAUAUACGUGACAUCCAUCAUACCAAGACGCUGUGGCGCUAUGAAGUGCAGGCCGAUGGAACAUUGAGAAACGGCAGGGUAUUUUUCGACUGGAAUACUACUGAGGACGAGGAAGCGCUGGAUGGAAUGAAGGUAGACAGACAGGGCAAUCUGUUUGUAUCGGCACCCGGUGGUGUUUGGGUGCUGUCGCCUUCCGGCAAAUUACUGGGCAAAAUAGUAACGCCGGAGCGGGCGGCCAAUAUGGCCUGGGGAGAAGAUGGUAAAACGCUCUAUCUUACUGCACAUACAAGUUUGUACCAGGUAAGGGUAAAUACAGGUGGUAAGUUUAGUUGGGAAUAA
Molecule: messenger RNA, 1620 nt
Organism: Ostertagia ostertagi
Lineage: Eukaryota; Metazoa; Nematoda; Chromadorea; Rhabditida; Trichostrongylidae
Source: the annotation of a GenBank genome assembly